CUUGCGCUACUUUUUUCACCGAGCAAGGUUGUGCCUGGGGGCUGGGAACAGGAUCCACGAGGAGCCCGACUGGAAGCCUCCAGCGACCCAGACUCAGAAUCGAAGCCGGACCAAGAGGCCGAGCCACAGGAGGCGGCGGGUCCACAGGGGCGCCCUGGGCCGCAGCCUGGGCCGGAGCCGCCCAGCGAGGAGCAGCAGGCCUUGGAGCAGUUCGAGGAGGCUGCGGCACAUAGCACCCCGGUGCGGAAGGAGGUCACUGACAAGGAGCAGGAGUUUGCUGCUGCAGCUGCAAAACAGCUCGAAUAUCAGCAAUUUGAAGACGAUAAACUUUCCCAGAAAUCAUCUAGCAGUAAACUCUCUCGGUCUCCUUUAAAGAUUGUCAAAAAGCCUAAAAGCAUGCAGUGCAAAGUGAUACUUCUGGAUGGGUCAGAAUACACCUGUGAUGUGGAGAAACGGUCCAGAGGGCAAGUGCUAUUUGAUAAAGUGUGCGAACACCUGAACCUGCUAGAGAAAGACUACUUUGGCCUUACGUACCGAGAUGCUGAAAACCAGAAGAAUUGGUUGGACCCUGCGAAGGAAAUUAAGAAACAGAUUCGAAGUGGUGCUUGGCACUUUUCAUUUAAUGUGAAAUUUUACCCACCAGACCCUGCCCAGCUAUCGGAAGAUAUCACCAGGUACUACCUCUGCUUACAGCUGCGAGACGACGUCGUGUCCGGCAGGCUGCCCUGCUCCUUCGUGACUCUCGCCCUGCUGGGCUCCUACACCGUCCAGUCAGAACUGGGAGACUACGACCCAGACGAAUGCGGGAACGAUUACAUCAGCGAGUUCCGCUUUGCGCCAAACCACACGAAAGAACUGGAAGAUAAAGUGAUCGAGCUGCACAAGAGCCACAGAGGAAUGACACCAGCAGAAGCAGAGAUGCACUUCUUAGAGAAUGCCAAGAAACUGUCCAUGUACGGGGUAGAUUUACAUCAUGCCAAGGAUUCAGAAGGAGUAGAAAUUAUGUUAGGAGUUUGUGCAAGUGGCCUAUUGAUAUAUCGUGACCGACUGCGAAUAAAUCGAUUUGCCUGGCCCAAGGUUCUCAAAAUUUCAUACAAACGGAACAAUUUUUACAUUAAGAUCCGGCCGGGAGAGUUUGAGCAAUUUGAAAGCACCAUUGGGUUUAAGCUGCCAAACCAUCGAGCCGCCAAGCGUUUAUGGAAAGUGUGUGUUGAGCACCACACAUUUUUCAGACUGUUGUUACCAGAAGCACCUCCAAAGAAAUUCCUCACCCUGGGUUCCAAGUUCCGGUACAGUGGCAGAACGCAAGCCCAAACAAGAAGGGCCAGUGCGUUGAUAGAUCGCCCAGCGCCUUACUUUGAACGCUCGUCCAGCAAACGCUAUACCAUGUCUCGCAGCUUGGAUGGAGCAUCAGUGAAUGAAAACCAUGAAAUAUACAUGAAGGAUUCUAUGUCUGCUGCAGAGGUUGGUACUGGCCAGUACGCCACAACAAAGGGCAUCUCUCAGACCAACUUGAUCACCACUGUGACUCCAGAGAAAAAGGCCGAGGAGGAGCGGGACGAGGAGGACAACAGGAGGAAGAAGGCCGAAGAAGCCACAUCUGUCGCUGCGGUCCGGCUGGAGGGAAAGACUGACAGUGAGCGGACAGACACGGCAGCCGACGGGGAAACCACUGCCACCGAGGAACUAGAUAAAACUCAAGACGAACUGAUGAAACAUCAAACCAACAUUAGUGAGCUGAAAAGAACUUUCCUAGAAACCUCAACAGACUCUGCCAUAACCAAUGAGUGGGAAAAGAGACUCUCCACCUCCCCAGUGCGCCUGGCCGCCAGGCAGGAGGACGCACCCAUGAUCGAACCGCUUGUCCCUGAAGAGACCAAGCAGGCUUCCGGCGAGAAGCUCAUGGACGGCUCUGAGAUCUUCAGUUUGUUAGAGUCUGCCCGAAAGCCAACAGAGUUCAUAGGCGGGGUUGCCUCCACCGCUCAGAGCUGGGUUCAGCAGAAAACGGACGCCAAGACAGAGUCCAGCGAGGCAGAGGCAGAGAGCACCCCUCUGCAGCAGCCCCUGGGUGCAGAGAAGGUGGCGCAGGAGACGGUGCUGGUGGAGGAGAGGCGAGUGAUGAUCGUGCACGCCAGCGGCGACGCCUCUUCCGCAGCCGGUGAUGAAGUGGAGGCCGCCGCCCAGCCCGCCCCGACUGCCGAGGCGCCUGGCGCUAAGGCGAAGGAGGGCUCGGCAGUGUCCGAGGGGGCCAAGGAGGAGAGCGGGGAGGACGCCGAGAAAGCCGCGCCCCAGCAGGAGGAGGCAGCAGCUGCACCCCUGGAGCGAGAGGAGGAGCAGAGCGCGGCCAUUCACGUGUCUGAAACUUUGGAACAAAAACCUCAUUUUGAGUCGUCCACUGUGAAGACGGAGACCGUCAGCUUCAGCAGCAUCUCCCCAGGAGGAGUGAAGCUGGACAUGUCUACUAAGGAAGUGCCAGUGGUUCACACGGAAACAAAAACCAUCACCUACGAGUCUUCCCAGGUCGACCCUGGCGCUGACCUGGAGCCGGGCGUGCUGAUGAGCGCACAGACGAUCACAUCCGAAACGACCAGUACCACCACCACCACGCACAUCACCAAAACUGUGAAAGGAGGCAUCUCAGAGACGAGAAUUGAGAAGCGGAUUGUCAUCACAGGGGACGCAGACAUUGACCAUGACCAGGCGCUGGCUCAGGCAAUUAAAGAGGCCAAAGAGCAGCACCCUGACAUGUCAGUGACCAAAGUAGUGGUCCAUAAAGAGACAGAGAUCACCCCUGAAGAUGGAGAGGAUUGACCGGAGGAAUAACUUAGCUUGCAAGUGAAUCCAGUCAACAUAAACCAUUAGGAAAACCAGAGCCUCUAUGGAAUUGUCUCUUCUAACCCAACUGACUCGCAUCUGUCCGUGGAAAAUUUCAAUCCAGAAGAACUGACCUUGACCAUUGACAAAGACACUGGCAGAGAGAUCUUCCCAUAAUAAAGCAAUCUGAAUCAGCAUCACUAAACUGAUAUUGCAUGAAGCAACGAUAAGAUUACAAAAGAGCAGCAUUUUUAAUUUUCACAAAAUGUCUCAGUUUUCUGCUAUACCUGCACGUUCAUAACCGACAGUAUAAACCGUGAUCUCAUGUAACACAUAAACAAUUCAUGCCUUUCAUAGUUUAUUAUUAUUCAAGUCUCCACAAAAUUACAGUUUCUUAGGUGACAGAAUUUUGUUUACAAAUCCAUGAAGAUUCCUCUAAAAUGCUAGAAGCUGUCUAGGUCCGGUGUGUCCGAUGUACCCCAGAUUAGAUGUGCCAAUGACCGACUUUAUUCAGUAAACAACUUGAAUCUUGUCCUGUUUCUUCUGGUUUAUUCCUCUCACCCAUAAACAUUAAUGUUCUCUGACCCUCUGGAAAUAUUUAAUGCUUAUACUCUUGCUUUGUGUAUCUAAUUUAAUUCAUCAUAAGGUAGUACUGAUUUUAGCAUAUUAAUGUGGUUUCUUCCUUGUCGUCUGCUUUGAUCCAAUCAAUCUGGAAAGCUUUCCAGAGUUUCCUAACAAGUUCUAAAUAUGUAAAUUGUCAGUACUUUGGGAAGCAAAACCUGUAUUUUUGUUAGUUUACAUUAUGGUGAAAUUUCACUCCAGGAGAACGUAGGCUCCUGUUGCUUUGGUUUUUUUUGUUUUUUUUUUUUAUUAUUAUUAUUUCUUUUGUCCUUGUAUUUUUAAAUUAAUUUUUCUUCUUUGACUUGAAAAAAAGUCCUUUAUUUCCAAAUCCGGUCCCUAUUUACAAUCUAGUUCAGAGCCAAGCCUUAAACUGUACAGAAUUUCACUGUAAUUAAGACUAUUUAGUGUUUAGUUAUAAAUAGCCUUCAGAAAGAUAUAUUCCACAUUACACUGUCAGCCACAUCCCAGCCCAUGGUGAAUGUAUGUUUCUGCAUAGCAAAAUAAAAAAUGG
This is a messenger RNA of Lepus europaeus (European hare), 3946 nucleotides long. It is a transcript of the gene EPB41L3, whose product is annotated as erythrocyte membrane protein band 4.1 like 3. Gene Ontology annotation, molecular function: structural molecule activity; actin binding. Gene Ontology annotation, biological process: cortical actin cytoskeleton organization. Gene Ontology annotation, cellular component: plasma membrane; cytoskeleton. The transcript has 21 exons. The record is from RefSeq and is a predicted model, not a curated record. The coding region runs from base 397 to 2811 and encodes 804 amino acids. Lineage: Eukaryota; Metazoa; Chordata; Mammalia; Lagomorpha; Leporidae.